This is a messenger RNA of Arctia plantaginis, 1158 nucleotides long. NCBI's taxonomy places the organism in Eukaryota, Metazoa, Arthropoda, Insecta, Lepidoptera, Erebidae. The record is from the annotation of a GenBank genome assembly.
AUGUUAAUACAGAAAAAAUGGAAAACAUUAAGAGAUGGGUACCCCAGAUAUGUUAAAAAAAUGAAACCAAAGAGUGGUUCAGCAGCCCUCAACAUCCGGCCAUAUGCAUAUUAUCAGCAGAUGUCUUUUUUAAAGGCAAUAAUAGAAGAUAGACCCGACAAAAUAAACAAUUUACAAGAAACUUUGGAGAGGGCAGCUUUCAGGAAAAGAAACCAGCUUCAUAAUGAAAACAUUGAGGAUUAUGUUUUAGCUUUGAGAAAAUUAGCUAUGGCCUGCCAGUUUAAAGAUAAGGAAGACCAAAUUAAAGAGAAAUUUAUUGAAGGAGUAUCGUCUAAGGUUGUCAAAUUUGAAUUGAUGAAAACUGAGACGGAGCUGUCACUAGAAAAAUAUAUUUCACUGGCAGGCACAGUAGAAGCAGCAUUAUUACAGACAAAUAAUAACCAUGAAAUGACAGAAGUCUACUAUAGUAACAAAGGAAAACCAAAACAGGAUACUAAGAACAAGAAUAACAACAGUGGACAGUAUUGUUGCUGCGGGAAGAAGAAUCAUAUCAGAGCGGACUGUACUCUGAAGUUAAAAUACUGUUCAGAAUGUGGUCAACAAGGCCAUAUAUUCAGGAUGUGUCCGAAAAAGCAACGACAAGUCAAUGUUGUGGAGACGAACCCCGGGAAUGUUAAAGAGGAUGAAAAGCAGGUGGAAGUACCCAGUAAAGAUGUAGAUAAAGAAUAUAUUAAGACUUGUGAUAUUAAUAGUGUAAGUAAAAUACCUCCCUUUUAUCUAGAAAUAAAGGUCAACGGUCAAGACAUUUCUUUUCAGUUAGAUACGGGGUCAGAUGUAACAGUGAUGUCAAUCAAAGAUAAAUCAAUGUUUUUAAGAGAAUUUCAGCUCAAGAAAAGCAACAUACUUUUUAAGAAUUUUGACCAAAGUAUUUCCCGUUCAUUAGAUGCACAGCAACAUCUGAAAACCCAGUUCGCAGAAGUAUUCAGCCUGGGAUGGGGAAAUUUUAAAGGUGAUGUGAUUUCAUUAAAGCUACAACAGGACGCUAAACCCAAGUGCUUACCAGUCCGGCGAAUACCAUUUGCCCUUAGAGAAAAGGUAAAUAAUGAAAUUAUUAGAUUAAUUGAAAAUGGCAGAAUUACUCCAGUAGAACAAAAUUAA